AGUAAAUAUUUACUGUGUCAGUGUCAGCUGUCAAAAAAUAUUCAUCCAUAACAAUACAAAAAAAACUGUUAAUAACAAUUAAAAUUAAUAUUUUUUAAAAAUGUAAAUAAUUUUAGUUUAUUUUUUUAUAAUCUAAUGAUGAUGACGUUUAAAAAUAAACACAUUGCUCUUAUAAUAAUAUUAUUAUUUGGCUUACUACUUGCAAUAUUUGACAGUAUUAUUUGGUGUGCUAUCAUUUGUUCUCUAUUUAUUAUUGGUGAUAUUUGGGGAAUUAAAAUUAUUAAAUUAAUAGAUGACUGGAUUAAAAAUAAUGUAAAUAAAAACAUUGAUAAGCCUGAAGACAAUAAUAAAAAAUGUAAAGUUUGCAAUGAACAUUCAUGCAAUAGGCAUCGACCUUCUGGCUAUUUUGGAGAUGUCAAAGUUCCCAAGGAUUUCGAUUAUGCACUUAAAAAUCUGUUGGAAAAAUUACUAGACACGUAUGUUUGCACAUGGUACUCAUACAUAUCAACAGAAAAAAUAUUUGUACAUCACUUGAAGCAAAUAAUUGCAACGACAAUUAUAAAAAUAAUCACUAGACUAUUGUCUGUUGAUAUAUCAAAAAUAAUAUUUAAUAAUUUAAUACCAGUUGCUCUUGAACAUGCAAAAGACUGGAAAUUAAUGGUUGAAAAAUCAAAAUUAAAAGGUGGUAAACCAGAAGAUUAUGUGAUUGAUUGCAUUGGAAAUAAAAUACAUCCAGCAGCAUAUUCAAGACAAUCUGAGAUUGAUUAUUUAAGAAAAUUAGUAACUGCAUUAUUGCCAUUUGUAUUAUCAAGUACUUACAUUUCCACAAAUAACAAGGUGAUAUUGAGAGAAAUAUUGGCUAACUGGGUACUUUUGCCUGCAAUUGAUGCUCUAGCUGAUCCAAAUAACAUUAAUUUUUUAAUAGAACUAUGUACACAAUACGAAGGAACACUGUCAAAUGAAAUUGAUGCUAUCAGUGUGCCUGUUCUUGAUUCCUGGAUGUCACCAGUGGCUACAAAUAAAUCAUCAGACACAACAUUAAAGCCUUCACUUGAUGAAAUUCUUAAUAAUCCACAAUUAUUAUAUUUAUUUAUGCGACAUAUUAAAGAUAAAGGACCAGUUAAUCUUUUACAAUUUUGUCUUGAUAUUGAUGAUUUAAGUAAAAGAAUGUUAAAUCCAGAAAUGACACCAGAAAUUGAAGAAAUAUUAUUUACUGAUGCUAGUAAUAUUUAUUCAACGUACUUAAAACCUGAUGGUCUAGAAUAUCUUGAUCUUCCAGAUCACAUUUGUGAUGGUAUGAAAAAAAUACUUGAUGGUGGUGUUAAUAAAAUUCAAGAAUUACGUACAUCACGUCCACUUUAUCAAGCACAUCAAGAAGCACAUGGUUUGUUAGAAAAAUUAUGUCUAUCAUCAUUUCAUAAUAGCUAUGAAUUGUAUGAAUAUAUUUGUGGCUCAACAAUGCCAAUAAAUUCAACUACAUCAUCAAGUCAAAGUUCAACAAGUUCCAGUGGUGUUGGUGCACGUCUUGGUAAUCAAUUGGGCAAAAUACGUGGUGUUUUACGUUCAACAGCUGUUGAUGGAUCAAUAUUCGAAACAGAAAAUGUAUAUCAAGCUGAAGAAGUUGAUUGUACACCACGUACAUAUAAUGAUGCUAAUUUAAAUGAUAAUGAUGAUAAAGCUAAUCGUGAUUUAACAACAUGGAGAAUAACCAUACCGCAUGUUGAUACUAGUGAUGUGUGUCCACUGUAUAUUAUAUCAAUUGACAAUACAGCUAAUAAUAAAUCAUGGACUGUGUUACGUUGUGAUAAUGAUUUUUAUAAUUUACGUGGACGUUUGAUUGAAUUUCAUGGUGAUAAAGAAUUAAAUGAUUCAAUAUUACCAUCAAGAAAAAAUCAAAAUUUAUCAUUAACCACAAAUCGACAAAUUUAUCAAGAUUUUAUUCAAAACUUAUUAUGCAAAUUAACAUUAAAAAAUAGUGAAUUGUUGUAUAUAUUUUUAACAGUCACAAAUGUCAAGCCGUAUUUAACAAAUUAUAGUACAGAUAUUGGUGUACUUUAUCAAAGUGUUGCACAUAAAUUAAGAAAAGAAAAAGGACAGAAUUUGGAUAAAUUUAUGAAUACCUUUUUAUCAUCAGUUAUUAAUGUCAAGUAUGAACAACAUACUGAUGUUGGAGUUGACUUGACAAAUGACGAACAGCUUAAUGAUUUUACAAAAAUUAAAGAGAAGAAAUUUCUUCAAGAACCAUUUGGUAAUAAUUUAAAUAUCAAUCAUCAAAUUGAAAUAACUAAUUCAUUUGAUAAACAACAAGUUAGAGGAGCUUGUUUUUGUAUUGCUGAAGCUGUUGAAAGUUUGAUGGAUGUUCCUGAAUCAGCAUCAAGAAUCAUUUGGCUUGUGGCAUGUUUAAAUCGUUCAAGAUUUGAUUCAUUUUUAAAUAAAUAUCUUGAUGAUACACUUGUCAAGUUACUCAGCGGUGGGCGUGCAGCAAUUGUCAUUGAACUUUUACAAAAGGCAAUAUUCAAUGAAAAUAAUUCAUCGGAACCACAAUCAGUUUAUAUCAAAGAUGAAAAAUGUUAUCGUAAUGCUAAGCAAGGACUGUACAGCUUAUUGCCUUGGUGGACAUUUGGAUUGCUUGAUAAUUAUUGGAGAAAAUUAAUGAUCUCACUCUUUGAACCUCUUCAAAGUCCAACUCUAAAUAAACAUCUUGCUUAUGUACUUGUUGAUCAAGUUGUUGCUAAAAUAUUUCCAGAAUUAUUACAAAAUAAUUAAUCAUUUACAUUCACAUUUAAAAGCAUUUAUUAAUUUUAAAAUUUGUUAAAUUAUUCAUCAUUCAAUAGUAAAUUUAUCUGAAAUAAUCUGUAAAAAUUUGUAAAAAAAAAAAAAAUAUUUAUAAACUAUAACUGUAAAAAAAUUUGUACAUUAAAACAAAAAUUUUAUAUAAUUUGUUAAAUUAAAAAAUGCAAUUAAUUUAAAAAUUGAAAAGUCAUUUAUUUACAUAUUUCAUUUAUAUAUAUUUUAUAUUUUUCAAUAUCUAGUCAUUACAGAUUUGUUUGUUUUUUAUUAUUAUAUUUUGUUUGUUUUUUUCUAUAAAUAAUACAUUACAGCUUAUCUCGUUAGCGAGUAUACGUAUCUGUUAUUAAAAACGAAUCAGUCUUAUAAACGCAAACGACAAAAAAAAUUGAAAAAAAAAAAAGAAAAUAGC
Molecule: messenger RNA, 3199 nt
Organism: Aphidius gifuensis
Lineage: Eukaryota; Metazoa; Arthropoda; Insecta; Hymenoptera; Braconidae
Product: sorting nexin-14-like
Exons: 5
Coding region: 136-2766 (876 amino acids)
Biological process (GO): autophagosome maturation
Cellular component (GO): late endosome
Molecular function (GO): phosphatidylinositol binding
Source: RefSeq, a predicted model, not a curated record